AUGACACGCAAGAUCGAAGGCUUCUUCUUAUUACUUCUCUUUGGCUAUGAAGUCAAUGAUUCUAUGGAAUUUCUCUCUUUUUGUAAUUUCAUUUUUCCUCUCCUGUUCUUUUGCUCAGCCACAUUGGGAUUAUCAUCGACAGAGGAUGAGGGCGAGGACCCCUGGUACCACAAAGCAUGCAAGUGUGACUGCCAGGGAGGAGCCAAUGCUCUGUGGUCUGCUGGAGCUGCCUCUUUAGACUGUAUUCCAGAAUGCCCAUAUCACAAGCCCUUGGGUUUCGAGUCAGGGGAGGUCACGCCAGAUCAGAUCACCUGCUCCAACCCAGAGCAGUAUGUGGGCUGGUAUUCCUCAUGGACAGCAAACAAGGCCCGGCUCAACAGCCAAGGCUUCGGGUGUGCUUGGCUUUCCAAGUAUCAGGAUAGUAGCCAGUGGCUACAGAUAGAUUUGAAGGAGAUCAAGGUGAUUUCGGGGAUCCUUACCCAAGGACGCUGUGAUAUAGAUGAGUGGAUGACAAAGUACAGUGUGCAAUAUAGGACUGAUGAACGCCUGAACUGGAUUUACUAUAAGGAUCAGACUGGAAACAAUCGGGUCUUCUAUGGAAACUCGGACCGGAGUUCUACAGUCCAGAAUUUACUGCGCCCCCCCAUCAUUUCCCGCUUCAUCCGACUGAUCCCUCUAGGCUGGCAUGUCCGAAUUGCCAUCCGGAUGGAGCUACUUGAGUGUGCCAGCAAGUGUGCCUGA
This is a messenger RNA of Cricetulus griseus (Chinese hamster), 741 nucleotides long. NCBI's taxonomy places the organism in Eukaryota, Metazoa, Chordata, Mammalia, Rodentia, Cricetidae. The record is from RefSeq and is a predicted model, not a curated record.